AUGGAGGGAGUUGGUGAUGUUAUGAAUGGCCGUACUAAUGAAGUUGCCAAAACACCACAGCCAUCGCCUAAAGAAAUUGGACGUGAAUUCGUUCGUCAAUACUACACGAUGCUAUCAGAAAGGCCACAGGAUGUUUUUCGCUUCUAUAGCCAUGAGUCAUAUUUUGCUCACGAUACGGACCAGCCUGUUCAAGGACAGCAGAAAAUACAGAAAGCAAUCGAACGUUUGGCUUUUGUUGACUGUAAAGCCCGAAUUUAUACCGUCAGUGGCACUGCCACAAUGAACAAUGGCUUAGUCAUACAAGUUUGUGGCGAGCUUUCGAUUGGCGAUAAUCCUGGAAGGCGUUUUUGCAAACGUUCAUUUUGUGUCCACAAACUCCAAAGAAAUACUAUGUCCACAAUGAUGUUUUCCAAUGGCUUGAUCGAGCCUUCGGUGAUACCGUUAUUCAGCCGCAAAAGAAUGAUGUUUUGGAAACAUGACGAGACAUUCCCAAAAGCUCCAAUUAGGCGGAAAGAUAUCCAGACUCAAAUUGCCACUGAAGAGAAUGUUGCACCAAAUGGUGAAGCUGGUGGAAUCAACGGUCAUACGCAGGCCGUCUCUGCAAGCCACAAUCAAAUUGAGACUAUCGUUCAGUCACCUGAUAGCUUGAAGAAAGAGCAGCAUCUUGAACCCAUUCAAGCAGUGAAUGCAAGUGCUAUUGUUCAGGAUGCGAAGCAUCAAAUGAAUGACAUAGCUAGUAGCAAGUCAGAUGACAGUUCUGCUGAAGAGGCACAGACGGAAGAUUCGAAUUCGGUUACAGUUGAUUCAGCACCGAAAACUUGGGCUAAAUUGGUCGGUGGUAAUCAAACAGCUGCAGUAACUAUUGCUGCUCAGCUGCAGAAUAUGACUCUGACGACAGCUCAGCCACCAGUGCGGUUGCCUAUAAUACAAAAUUCGGCUUCGAUCUCUCCUUCAAACAAUGCAAACCUUCUCUCAAAUUUCGAAGACAACUGUCGGCUCUACGUGGGUGGCAUAACACGCAAUAUUGUUCCAGAAAGCGCAGCUGCAAUUGAAAGAGAUAUACGUUUCGAGUUUGAAAAAUUUGGACAUGUUGCUGCGGUAAAUGUUCCUCGUCGUGUGCUGGACUCUGCGGAUCCACAGCGGACUGUUUUUGCUUUUGUGGUUAUGAGAACACCAGAGGGUGCAAGAAAUGCAUUCAAUGCUGCAAGAAAGGAGCGGUCGCUUUCACUUCUGCAUCUAAAAAUUGAUUCACUUGGAUUCGACGGCGAAGCCACUCUUUCGGAGCAGAAAGGUGGGCAGAUGAACCCCCGUACUCCGUUUAUACACAGAGGCCCUACAUUGCAAGGCUUGUCACGCGGCGGAUUCAAUGUGCGUAAUGGAUCUGGUGGCGGGCGUGGUGGUGGAGGAGGAUCUCGCGGAUUGCGACAUUACAGUGGUGCUAGUGAAUAUCGUCAGUCAAACGAGCACGGUCGGCACUAG
Molecule: messenger RNA, 1479 nt
Organism: Loa loa (African eye worm)
Lineage: Eukaryota; Metazoa; Nematoda; Chromadorea; Rhabditida; Onchocercidae
Exons: 12
Coding region: 1-1479 (492 amino acids)
Cellular component (GO): ribonucleoprotein complex; cytosol
Molecular function (GO): mRNA binding
Source: RefSeq, a predicted model, not a curated record